AUGCAAGAUUUCAAAUCAACCUGAAAGGGCUAAAACUCAGAAAAACAUGCCUAGCUUGGCACUGAGUGUUGGCAGGUUCUUCAAGAUGCAGAUGCCUCGUUCUGUUGGAAAUACCAUGUUUUGGUGUGUUUGUUAUUCAGCCUCUCCAAGUGUGAAAAUGCUCCCACGGAAGGGAAUUUUGGCAAAGUGCAAAAGAUCCCCUUGGGGAAAACAAAUCAAUAAAUAAAAAUCUCUUUUGGUCCAGCUUUGUUCUCAUUUGCUUUCCCAGCCUCCAGAGACAGAAAUGAAUCAGGAGCUGGAAGGAGGAAGGUGUCGGAGGCCGCGCUGGGCUGGGAGCAGGGCACGCUGCCCAGUGAGGAGGCUCUGAGACUGCUGCUUAAAGCCGAGCUGAAACCUCGCGCAUCAUGCUCGUCAGUGUGCGACUCCAGGUUUAAUACGUGACCAGCUCUCGCCCGGGCCGAGGGCUCCGCGUUGUCAAACCGCCUCACACAUAAACACACCCCGAGUGCUGCGCCUGCCGCUUUCCCCCUUGCCAACCCGUUCCGCGGUGCCGAGAGACGGCAGAGCGUUACCGGGUAACGGCAACAUGGCGUCCGCCGCCAUAGCGGGCGCAGGGGAGCAAGGAGGGGACGUGGAGGAAGGCGGCAGCGGGUUGGGGAGGAGGCGCCCGCCUCCCAUCUCCUCUCUGUCAGCCUUCAGCUACAUCCCACCCCGGCGGGAAGGUCCCGCGGAGCUCAGCUACUUCCACCGGGUGGCCCAGGCAGGAGGGGUUUCCACCUACGACUCCAUUUUUAAAAGACCAGAGGGUUACAAUGAAAAACUUCACCGAUGCGACAGAGAACAUGCAAGGAGUCGUGGUCUUAACAUCAAUGAUGAGGAAAUGGCAAGACCUGUCGCUGUUUUGUCAUCUUCAGAGUAUGGGAGACACAGAAGUAAGCACACGGAGCAGCUGAUCCGAAGUCAUGCAAGGAUUAAUUGUGUGCAGGCAGAAUUCUACAGGAAAAAUGGCAUUACGUGCUUAUUGGAAAAACCUUCUCCAAGACUGGAUCCGUGCUAACAUUGCCAGCAAUAUUUGUCUGCAAAGAAACAUGUCAAAAUGCAGAAUAGUGCUUCUGCCUUUUUCUUCUGUGUUUUCAUUAAUGAAAAUGAUUUAUAUGAAAUAACUGCACUUUUCCUCAUGCUGAUUCAAAUCUAUGUUUUCUCAUUUUAGUUUCUUAGAAGUCUCAUGUAGAACAUCCACAAAAGCUGAACAUUUUAGGAAGCAACACUGGAAAUUAAAUCUGUUGGGUCAACAGACAUCUGUGCUAUUUCAGGCAGUAGCUACAUAAUUGUUCACUGAAUGAACAUUAAUUUUGCUCCUCGGGGUAUUAAUACUUUCUUAACACUUACAGUUCUUAAUCCCUACAAAAUCUGUAAACAUAUUUUUUCUUUUUUUUCUGCAGAACAGUAAUUCAAUCAGUAAUUCAACCUAGAUUUUCCAAAGUGGAUGAGAAAGUAAAUAAAGAUCUGAUUUCUAAAAGUACUGAGGAAUUUCAUUAGAGUUCAAGUGGAAGUGAAGUUAAAGGGAACUUCUCAGUGCUUAGCAUGUAAGAAGACACUAAAAUUUUGAUUUAAAUUAUUUUAGGCAUCCUUUUUGCUGACAUCAGUUAAGAAAAAUGCUGUCAGAGGGAUUGAUCUGUCACAAGAAGAAUCACUUUUGUAGACCAGUGCUCUAAUACAAAGAGAGCAAUAACUCAUUAGUUUGGUAAAAAGGAUUAAAAAAAACCCAACAACACAAGUCACUUAAAAAGUAUGUCUAGAGGUAAAUGUCUAAAGCCACUUAAACACCUUCUUCCUUCUAUUCUCAUUGAAUCUAGUAGUGGAGUUUUAAGAUAUUUUCAGGAAAAGAAACAUCUUCUGCAGGGUGUGCAUCCUUGUGGUUCUGCAGCAUUAUUGAUCCUGUUGUUGUUUAAAGCUGAAGCAAUAUUGAUACUGUUCAAUAUCAACAUUUAGCCAGACCGAUCACACUUGUUUAAGAAGGAUUGGAAAGCCACAGCAUUGACUGACACUGUACUUCUGUCAGAUACUUAAAUAGGAAAUGAGUCUGCUAGGAAAAAAUAAUACAAAUAAGUACUUCCUGUAGGGCCUUGGAUAUGCAGGGAACUAGGCAAUUGAUAGAGCAUUUGGUAUGAUGUGAGGAGCUGAUUAUACAGAGCAGUCCAUUCUUAGAGGUGUUUGGCACUUUCAGUAUUUACGGCUUGUAAUGUCCCCUCUUUCAGUGAGUAAUGGCUGUGGA
Molecule: messenger RNA, 2275 nt
Organism: Tympanuchus pallidicinctus (lesser prairie-chicken)
Lineage: Eukaryota; Metazoa; Chordata; Aves; Galliformes; Phasianidae
Gene: CFAP90
Product: cilia and flagella associated protein 90
Exons: 3
Coding region: 587-1057 (156 amino acids)
Source: RefSeq, a predicted model, not a curated record